ACAUCCGCAUGUUCUACGGAUUUGCAAUUAUGACAAUGCUUGUUAACUCUUAAUGUUGCCAAUUUAUAACAGUUCUGAGUGAACUGCAUUAUAUUUACAAUCAAUAUUUUUUUUAAAGUUCCAAAGAAAAGCAAACUAUUGGUUGGGACUCGUGGUAUGGAACUGGUGAUACUCUUGCCAAACAUCUGCAGCCUGGCGGCAAUCAUCAGUGUUAUAUUGUUUUGCAACAUCACAGCGCAAACGGAGUUGGUUAGUGAUCGCUAUGUAGCUGGUCACGAGGUGAGCCAUCCAGAACUAUGUCCAGCGUUCGGUUCCGAACUACAGUUGAUGAUAUUUGUAUUCACAGCACCUUCCCAUUUCAAACAAAGACAAGCUAUCAGAAUGACAUGGGGCGAUACGGUGAAGAUUCCAAACGUAUCCCUAGCUUUUAUUAUUGGUAUUACUCCAAAUGAGUCUGAAUCUUUCGGAUACUCGGAUAGAUCUCUGAUUCUGGAAGAAGAUUUAAUAUACCGUGAUAUAAUAAUCGGUCGGUUUAUCGAUACAUAUAAUAAUCUUACGCUUAAAAGUCUCUCUAUGCUUGAAUGGAUGAAUACGUAUUGUUCACUAGUUCCCAGAAUGUUAAAAACUGACGACGAUAUGUUUAUAAAUGUACCUAAGUUAUUACAAUUUGCAGAAGAAUCUUUACGAAAGAAUAUAACAAAAACUAUAUGGGGGCAAAUUAGAUUGGAUAAACCAAUACGUAAUAAUACUACACAUAAGCACUUCGUGACGAGUGGGGAGUUCCAAGGAGAUGUAUACCCUAAUUUUAUGACUGGUCCAGCGUAUUUGAUGACGAGUGAUGUCACGAGAGAUUUAUUUGCUGCCGCUGCCAAUGAACCUUACCUCAGACUUGAAGAUGUAUUCAUUACUGGUGUUUUAGCAACAAAGCUUCGUAUACAAAAGAUCGAUGUCCCACUGUUCUAUAACAGAAGGAUCUAUGGUGAUAUAUGUAGAUUGAUGAAGUAUAUAUCAGUCCAUGAAAUUACAAGCAUUGAGUUGCAGGAAAUAUGGAGACAAGUGCAACAUAAAAGCGAUGGCUGUGUCCGGAUCAGUUAGGUACCUAAGUUAGUGAUUUGACGAUUCGAUGAAGCGUAAAAUCACAAGAUUGUUGAUGAAUAAAUAAAGUCAAAGAUAAAAUGACACGUGGUUGCCCACAACACCUUCGCUCCACUUUAGAGCAUUAUCGCCUUUAGAGUAUUAUCUAUAAAGCAUCACGAAACUAGCCAUUGUUUCAUUUGAAUUGAAUGUUUAAGAAGAUAAGAACAAAUGUUUUUUUCUAUUCCGUGUCCCUAAAAUACAAGUCUAAUAAAGCCGCAAACUUUCUAACAAUAGAUGCUCGAGAAUGCUUGAUACUAUUAAGUAUUAGGUACUGGAUAUAAUUACAGUUUAGUCAUGAUUAUCACAACAUGAGAAGCAUUUGCGGUUUCCGGACGCGAUGUUGUCUGCCCGUAAGCGACUUGUCUAAGUCCGCACCCAAGCAUCUCUGAAUCUUUCUCACCUUUGCGUGUUAUCUGUUUCACUCGGAGCUGUGACGUCGUGAAGCCCGUCCGCCACGGGGUUCAUUGCCGAAGGCUUUCGGAAAAAAAUUGGUACCCUAUGUGCUCGUUUUAUAUUCCAUUCAUGUGCAAAAUGUCACUAAAAACAUCUAGUUGAUCAUGCGUGAUUAGCAUAGGUAUCUUUGCAUUUCAGCAUUAUUUACAUAGUAUAAAACAAAGUCACUUCCCGCUGUCUGUCCCUGUGUAUCCUUAGAUUUUUAAAACUGCGCAACGGAUUUUGAUGCAGUUUUUUAAAUAGAGAAAGUGAUUCAAGAGAAAGGUUUAGGUGUAUAAUUUAUUACUGUUUUACCCGAGGGAAGCCGGGACGGACCACUAGUACCAUAUAAAAUUUUAUUACAUUAAAACUGUAUCAGUAGUGGAGUAGAUGCGAGCCCCGUCCGUCGACUAGCAGUCACCCCCGACACCUAAUGCGGCAACCGUAUGGAAUCAAAUUAGUGAGCACUCAGAAAUUAUUGUGCAUGCAGCUUUAGCUACCAUUUCCAUUUCGUGUUAUGGAUGGAUUGCGUUGGAAACGUUAUGAGAGUUUAGUAUACAUAGGCAGGUACUUCCAGCCUGUGAGACUCCCUGUAUGACAGGUAUACCAUAAUAAAGAUAAGUAUAAAAGUAAAUUAAAAAAUCCAUUGUAUAAAAAUAUUUAAUAGAAUUCCUAAGUAUGAAGGAAUAUUUUGGUAUAACGUUAUAUUGAAAUUCCUGCGAAAGUGAUUCUGCAGCAUCGAGUGGUAAUGAUCAUCAUUCAUCAACAUGCAUUGUUAGCUAUAAUAUGUAAUAUAUAGUAGUGUAUAGUUGUUUACGAAACUAUGAUCCAUAUAAAAAUUUAAGUGAAUGAAUACUGAUUAAAGGAUUUCGAUAAUAAGGCCAAUAUGAAAUUUUAUUUAUUAUUUUAAUAGGUGUUUUUUGUCUUUACUGCCUUUAUAUGUACAUAUAUUUGACGACCUCGGUGGCGCAGUGAUAAAGUUCUUGCCGCUGAACCGAGAGGUCGAUCCCCGUUCGGAUCAUGAUGGAAAAUGAUCUUUUUCUGAUUGGCCCGGGUCUUGGAUGUUUAUCUAUAUAUGUAUUUGUUAUAAAAUACAGUAUCGUUGAGUUAGUAUCCCAUAACACAAGUCUCGAGCUUACUUUGGUGGAGCUAGCUCAAUCUGUGUGAUUUGUCCUAAUAUUUAUAUAUUUUUUUAUUUUAUAUUUUGUUACUUACCUCCAUGUACUUUGAUUUGUUUUGUGGAAUUAAUAAAGUAUCUAAUAAUAUUAUUAUUGUAGUUUUAAUGCAUUUAUUUAUUAGUCUAUCGAGAAGAUUUGUUCUAUUACCAAGUCUAAUGAAACUAUUGAGUCUAAAAAAAUUCAGUAGUUUCAUGGGACAAAUAUACAAUGGAACUAGUGGGAAUGAUCGCUAAUCUCGGUUGUUAUUUAGCAAGGGGUUACUAUUUGUGGCAAAAUUUCUUGAUAUGACCAUGACAUGAUAUGAAAUUAAGAAUGAAUCUGACUAGUCAAACUUGUUCAAUCAAAUAAACUAGAUCAAAAAUGGUUCAACCGUUUGGCUGUUACGAUACCACGGACGGACUUAUAGUAUAGAUACUUACACAGAUACAUUACACUUAUAUCCAUCCUCAUACAUAAUGAUUUGUCUUUAAUAUCUUCUAUGUACAGAUAUAGCCUACUUACAGUUAUGUAAAGAAUGAAAUCUAUGCUUAAACGGAGGCUUUGUGCCAUGACUAGUCACAGCGCUGAUCAGUUUAUGUGGAGAAUAAAAUGUAUCCAGAAAUAUUUAACAUGACAUUAAAAAGUCUUGCUCACAGUU
Plodia interpunctella (Indianmeal moth) is the source of this 3384-nucleotide messenger RNA. RefSeq names its product beta-1,3-galactosyltransferase 1-like. NCBI's taxonomy places the organism in Eukaryota, Metazoa, Arthropoda, Insecta, Lepidoptera, Pyralidae. Gene Ontology annotation, cellular component: Golgi membrane. Gene Ontology annotation, molecular function: hexosyltransferase activity. The record is from RefSeq and is a predicted model, not a curated record. The transcript has a single exon. Bases 157 to 1095 code for a protein of 312 amino acids.